Molecule: messenger RNA, 2742 nt
Organism: Alosa alosa (allis shad)
Lineage: Eukaryota; Metazoa; Chordata; Actinopteri; Clupeiformes; Clupeidae
Gene: cldn23l
Product: claudin 23-like
Exons: 3
Coding region: 729-1451 (240 amino acids)
Biological process (GO): bicellular tight junction assembly; cell adhesion
Cellular component (GO): plasma membrane; bicellular tight junction
Molecular function (GO): structural molecule activity
Source: RefSeq, a predicted model, not a curated record
UCUCUCUCUCAGUGGUUUGUCAGACGUGCGUUGAGGAGAGAGGAGGAGAGAAGCACCGAGCUCUGGAGCGCCAGCAUCGUCGUGUGUGAACCUGUCGUCGCCAUCACCAUCCCCACCAUCACCACCACUACCGCCACCAUCAUCACCACCACCACCACCACCACCAUCACCACCACUGCUGCUCUCUGCUCCUGUCCACACACAGCUGAAGGCCGCAGGAGGAUGAACUAAGAGCGUGUGCGUGCGUGUGUUUGUGUCUACACACACACACACACACACACACACACACACACACACAGAGAGAGAGAAAGAGAGGGGGGGUCAGAGAGACGUGGCAGCAGGGAAGGUUAGAGACUCUCUGUGCGUGCUCUGUGUUGUCUGUCUUCAGCUCUCUCUGCAUCAUCUGCAAACACAGGGGAUUGACCGCUGCCGCUGCCGCGACAGGACGCCAGUCCACAUGUCAAUGAGGAGAAGAGGCGCCGGGACAGACACGGUCUGCAAUUACGAGACAUCAAAGUCAGGAUAAGACUGUCCACAAGGACUGGACAAGCAGUCUACUGGUACUGGACAGCAUGAUGUAAAGGCUACAAGACUGCAAGCAGUGUCCACGGCGGUCUACGAGGGCUGGGCAACACGUCACCAGUCAUUUCUUCUCUUUUCCUGCUGUUCUCUCCAUCCUCUCUCAGUUCUCUCCUCUCCUCCUCCUCCUCCUCCUCCUCCCCAUCAGGAUGCAGACCCCUGUCUCCAUGGUGAUGGGGAUCGUCUUCGCCCCGCUGGGUCUGGUCCUGGUCUUCACGGCGGCCAUCACUCCCCAGUGGCGCGAGGGGCAGGUGCAGGUGGCGGUGGGGCCGGGCGGCAUCGGUGGCGUCGGCGUGGGCGAGGGUCUUCUCCUCCUGCGGUCAGACGGGCUGUGGGAGAGCUGCCUGCAGGUGGCGCACUCAGAGCUGAAGCAGUGCUGGCCCGCGUCUGGCCCGUACCAGCGUGACCGGCGUGUGCGCGCUGCCCAGGGUCUGGUGCUGGCCUCAUCUUCGGGCGCCGGGAUGGGUGGCUGGCCUCGCGCUCUUCGCCUUCGUUGGCGUGCGCUGCUGCGUGGCGUCGCGGCCGGCGGCGGCGGCCUCCUGGUGGUCCUCGCCGGGCUCCUGAGCCUCGUGGCGCUCGGCCUCUACACGCACAACCUGGCAGCGCUGGGCAGCGAGGACCCUGCGGUCAGCGGCAGCGGCGUUGGAGGUCCGCGCUCGGCCCUUCAGCAGCACCAGAGAGCCUCGUCCGCCCACCGACUGCCCCGCCUGUCGCUGCGUCCGGCCGGGUCGCUCUACUUCGGCUGGGUGGGCGGCUGGGUGCAGGUGCUGGGCGGCGCGGCGCUCAUGCUGAGCUUCAAGAGACCACACUGCCCAUCCUGCCACAAGCGCCCCCCAGUGGACAACACGGAGACCUACGAGGUCGCCUGCUGAGAGGGGGAUGCAGAGAGAGAAGGAGAGAGAGAGAGAGAGAGAAGGAAGGAGAGGAGAGGAAGAACAGAACACUGGAGAAAGAAGGACUACUCUCUCACACAUACACACACAUAUUUACACAUACACACACACAUAUACACAAACACACACACACACAUAUUUACACAUGCACACAUACACAAACACACACACACACACACACAAGUGAUGGAUUACCUGGGUGUUGUCACGUCACUCCACUCAGCUCAGUCAUGAAGGCAGCCCCUGUUGAAUGGCUGGAGGCUGGUGAAACCGGUCCCGAGGGCCCCUUAAGCCUGGGAUAAGUGCUGAAGAUGUCAAAAGCUGCUUUCUUUAGGGGGGUGCGGGAGUAAGCAGGCAAUCCUUGUAGGACUGAACGGCUGAUUCACUCAGACAAUGCACUGAAUUAGGCGACUUAGAGGACUGAAGUCUCUAUUCAUGGCGUUUGAGCGUAGAGGGCUCCAACCUGCUUCAGGUGCCACGAAUAGUGCACAGGUGGACACCUGCUCGCUUGCAGACGUUUCAGAACUGUCGCUAGUUUUGCUAAAUUAAUAGCUGUUAAUAUCUGUCAUUUAAAUCUGCUUAAGAAUUUUCAGCAGUGGUUUGUGCAUUACGAAAAUGAACAUUGUGUAUUUUCAGAAUCUCCAUGAUUUGUAAAUGCAGUUUUAGGUUCACUGUUUCCGUCCCUUUUGGAAGCCCCUGAGUAGCAAAAAGCUUUUCUAUCAGUCUUUUGUAGGAAAAAAACGUAUGAAUAAGUCAUUGUGAAAUAUCUGUCUUGCAUCUUAGAACCUGACUAUGAAAAUCUUUCCUAAAGUAUACAUUUAAUGUGAAGCCAUAAACGUGAAAUGCCAAGGAACAGGACAACUUAGUUGCUGUGUAUUUGUCCUCACAGUAUGGGUCUUUUGUCCGUAGUUUAGACUAAACGCCUAUGAUCCAAAAUAUUUAAAUGAUCUUUGAUCAAACUCUCUAUGUCAUGGACUUUGAAGUAUGAGUUGACCGCAGCCUUACUUUAGACAGCAGACAAGCAUUAGAGCAAACGUGAAAUCUGUUUCUCUAGUCAGUCAGACAUGUUUUUCUUUUCGGUUUUCUGUGCCCCAGCAACCGAGUGUGUUUGUAGCUUCACUGUGUUUCACAUAAACUGUGUUUGUGUCCUACAUGCUGAAUAGCAGAGUCAUUGCUGAGACCUCUAGAACUGAGCGCGGUUUUGCUGUCUCGUAUAGUCUGUGUGUAGACGUGGCAUUUGAACCAUCUCACUGAAAUAAAAAGAACGAUA